Messenger RNA from Amoebophrya sp. A25, 1267 nucleotides. Lineage: Eukaryota; Dinophyceae; Syndiniales; Amoebophryaceae. The record is from the annotation of a GenBank genome assembly.
UGUAACCCUCAAGAUGGAACGAAUCACUCUUGAUUAACACAAAAAACUUCAAACUCUUCCUUGCAGGACUAAUAGACUGUUGUGUAGAUAGAAUUAGCAUGGCGUCACUGUAACACUUACAUCGAGUGUUGUGACUGCUCGACAGAUAUUUUUGAUGAAGAAGAUGGGUCAAUAGGAUGAAGAUAUCACCCUAGUGCAUGACAAGAUGAAGAGUUGAUGUUUUUUGGUGCCAUAGGCACAACUACGUCUUGCACGAUUUGGUUGGAACAAAGCGACACUUUUUUAAAGCUAAAUAUUCGGGUAUCACCGACCUGCAAGAGAAUAUAACCUAGACUUUUUUUAUCAGGAAGCAAACGACGACUACAACGACGGAACAAGAUAUAACCUAGACAUUUUUUUUCAGGAAGCAAUCGACGGAAAAUCCUCCUUUUCUCAUCCGCCUAUCUUUCUAAUCAACGAAAACGAGAACAUCAAGAUGCGAGGUUCUCUCGAGGCUGGUCUUCCAGCUGCUUUUGCGGAGAGGUUUACGGGCUUCGUGCCCACAACACCGGAAGCCUUACAUGUGGUGAUGAGCGGCAAAAAUGACGAGGAAGCAGUGGAACACAAGACGAGUGCAUUGUUUCAUUGGUUUUUCGCUUUCCCGCUACACGAGUCGUGCCUUCUGUUUACACAGAAAAAGGUGGUACUAGCAGCGUCGGAGAAGAAGACCGCAUAUCUGGUUCCUAUGAUGUUGAAAGCAUUGGACGUAAGGAGGAAGAGGCUAGCGGAAUCGGGACACCAGAUGCCGGAAUUUGAAGUCAUCUUAAGGCAAAGCUGUAAGUUGCUUUGAUUCUUGUAGUUGUAUAGCAUCUCCCUUAGUUGUAGGACAUGUUGAAAGCGUUGAGAGGUGAGCGGCACUAGACUUGUUUCUUUCAACAGUCAGGAACUGUGCUUACCUGUAGAUGACAACGAGCUAGUGCGACUCCUUUUUUCAUCUCUAAUCCUUGCGAUGAACAAAGACGGCGACGACUUCGAGACCGAGCUAAAGGAGUUUUUGGAGCAGGCUGAGGUACUUACUACUUCUGCAUAGUCGUACCUACGUUUUUAGUGUCCAGUCAUACCGGGAUAAGGAUGUUUUUACCAUCAUGGUAUCGUAUGGAGGUAGUUGAAGAUUAUUCAAAACUCAUCUCCACAACCUCCUAACAGUAACAACUUCUGAGUACACGAACCAUUUAUCAAUUUGUAGGUAACCACUUGCCUGCACAUGCGCAAAGAGGAGCACAUUGGC